AUAGCCAUAACGAGUGUGUUACUCAAAGCGUACGGUAGCAGUUAGAAGCGCGCAAAGCAAUUAACGGCAAAAUAAAAAAAGUUGAGAAAUCGCUAAGUCCAAAAAGAAAAAAAUCUCAGCGCCACUUAGAAAAAAAUUUCGAGUGUGUGUCAGUGCCAACUACCAAUCGAACGCGCCACGUCUGAACGGAUUACGGGCGAACAAGCAAACACGCGUUACAGCAAUUGAAAAAAAUUUUGAAAAACAAACAGCAAAUAUAAAGUGAAUUCAAAAUUUGAAUUGAAGAAAAAACUGAAAGUGAACAUUUGUGAAAAUUGUAUAUAAAUAAAAGAAAGUGCGUGGAUCCAGAACACAUCCACAUAGAAAAACGCUAAAGACCCCUCAAAAAAAAAAAACAAAUAAAUAAAAAAAUUUCUGUAAAUCAGAAAUUUCACUAAAAAAGCACUUCUUUCGUCUAAACCUCGCACACGGCCGCCAACGACGACCGUCGCACAACAAACCGCCAAAAUUCUACUAAAAGAACGUAAAGCAGUCAUUUCAAAAAUGAAAUCCCUCACCGCCGUCUGUCAAACAGGUGCCUCCAUGCCGCCCAUGAAUCCAAACGGACGCAUCGCUCGCCAUGCGCCACAACGCGGCGACGGCGAAAAUGCCGAAAUGAAAAUGUACCUCUCCAAACUCAAGGAUCUCGUGCCGUUCAUGCCGAAAAAUCGCAAACUCUCUAAGCUGGAGAUCAUCCAGCACGUCAUCGACUACAUUUGCGAUCUGCAAACCGAGCUGGAGGCACAUCCCGAGAUUGCCAAUUUCGAUGCGGCCAGCGCGCUAAAUAUGUCCGACGAUUCGGCACACAACACGAGCAUGAAUAGCGAAGAGAAUGAGCAGCGUUUGGCUGAACGCCUAUCAGGCGCCGACAGCAGCUAUAGCAGUGCCUCAUUGCAACAGCAACAACAAAUCAGCGCGCUAAACUCCGCCACAUCUAGUCCUGCCUUGAGACAGCCGUUGGCUGAUCGUCAAGCACCGAACACCAUCCUGCCCGGCACCAAUAUGACAGCUGCUGCUGCCCACACCACAAUGGCAUUGCACAUGCAACAACAACUGCAGCUGCAACAGCAACAGUGGGAGGCACAGAUGCUGCAGCAACAACAGCAGCAGCAACAACAAGCGCAGCAAACACAGCAGCAGCAAGCGCAACAGCAACAACAACACCAACAAUUGCCCAGCGGCGAAACGGUGAGUUGUUGAUUUGGCGUGUCGCAGCAGCAGAAGAAUGCUAGUUCUAAGUGUAGUCUAUAGGUUGUAUAGCACACACACACACAUUCACAUGCAUGUGUGUGUUUCCCGUUUUCGUUAGUUUGGCGGAAAUAUUGUUUUAAAAAAUAUGUGAAAAUCUGUAAUUUAUUUAGUUAAGCAGCUGUAUCCUAUAAUUUAAGCAGAAACCUUAAUGUAACGCAUGUAAAAAUGAAUAUAAACACACACAUAUAUACUGAUAUAUGUAUAUGAAUAUGUGUGGAAAAAAAUGAAAAAACUAAUAAUCGUAUGAAUUGUAUAAAAUUUUUGUUGUUAAAGACUGUUAUAGACAUUUAAGUUGGUCGAAUAAAAUGAAGAAAACAUUGACUAUUAAUUUGAAAAAACAAAAA
Bactrocera tryoni is the source of this 1634-nucleotide messenger RNA. It is a transcript of the gene emc, whose product is annotated as protein extra-macrochaetae. Gene Ontology annotation, biological process: cell differentiation; negative regulation of transcription by RNA polymerase II; circadian regulation of gene expression. The record is from RefSeq and is a predicted model, not a curated record. The transcript has a single exon. Bases 544 to 1239 code for a protein of 231 amino acids. Gene Ontology annotation, molecular function: protein dimerization activity; transcription regulator activity. NCBI's taxonomy places the organism in Eukaryota, Metazoa, Arthropoda, Insecta, Diptera, Tephritidae. Gene Ontology annotation, cellular component: nucleus; cytoplasm.